AUGCCUGCACCAAACGAAUUCUUCUGUAAUUGUGCUCGAUACUGUAAAGCACGUAUCAAAGUCAGCAGGACCACCUACUACGCACAUGCAAAAUUUUGGCUACUGCAACCACCACCACAAGAUAUUCAAAUCGCUCAGCUUUACAUCAAUGCUCUUCGAUCUAUUGAACUUGAUCAGAGUGGAUUAUCGGAAGCUGCACUGGAGACUCUCACUCACCCCCCGGAGCAUUCAAUUGAAUUCGGGGACUCAGAUGAAGAGAAAGACAUCCUAUUUUCUCUCGACCUGUUUAUAGGUCUUGUGCGUGCUUCUGAAAAAGAAUAUACAUCAUCUCGAGCUGCUAUACAACUUAAAUCACAAAUUGCAUCUCUCACCGGUAUUCAUCCUAUUACUCAUGACAUGUGCCCAAAUACAUGUAUGGCUUACACUGGACCAUUUGCAGACCACGAGUCUUGCCCUCGAUGUGAUACCUCGCGAUAUGAUCUGCUUACAAACCGCCCUUGCCAACAGUUUUACACCUUACCACAUGGGCCUUACAUUCAGACGCUCUAUUGUGACUCCAAAACUGUGCAAUUACUUGGACACUUUGGGGAACAGCUUCAAUUACUACUAGAGCAGGUCCGGCGAGGAGAGCCUAUCGAAGAGUACGAUAAUAUUUGUUGUGGGAAGGAUAUACUAGAGGCACUAUCAAGUGAGAAGAUCUCUUCGAAUGAUGUGUUUCUUAUGGUUUCAAUGGACGAGGCCCAGCUGUAUCGGAUGAAGGCUUCAGACUGCUGGAUGUAUAUUUGGAUACUUGUUGGAUUUUCACCAAAUAGACGUUAUAAGAAGAAGUAUGUUGUACCCGGGGGCGUGAUACCAGGUCCAGAUGCUCCAAAAAUCACUCAAUCAUUUUUAUUUCCCAGCCUAGCACAUAUCGCCGCAGUGAACAAAUCUGGCAGUCUGCGCAUAUGGAACGCCUACUCAAAUAUCAUCAGAUCCUCAAAACUUCUUGGUGUUGGUCACACAGGAAAGAAUGGCUGUCGGGUAUGGUGUGCCAUGUAUUACCCUGUAAUGUUCAAGCCUGAUGCCUACAUCAUGCCUGGUUGUGACUUUAAUGACCUCGCACCUGACAACGAUGACUUACAGGUUAAUCGACGCGAAACUGGCAUCAAAAUACCAAGCAUCUUCCUUGGUCUACAUCCAAAUACCUAUCUCGGACUUUCGAACAUGUUUCCAGGUGACAUUAUGCAUCUCAUCCUGAACCUUGCCGAUAUCCUUAUCCCUCUAUGGCGUGGAUCAGUUUCCUGUGAUCGAGGUGAUGAUAUUUCCACCUGGGUUUGGGCGGUGCUGAAGGACAAAGACACAUGGGAAAAAGGCGCUGAUGUUGCGAACUGUACUCCAUAUCUACCCGGUUCGUUUGACCGUCCUCCACGUAACCCCGCCGAGAAGAUCAACAGUGGUUACAAGGCCUGGGAGUUUCUCCUCUACCUAUUUGGUCUGGGUCCUGGACUAUUGUACAACAUACUCCCUCUCGAGUAUUGGAAUAUCCGCUAUAUGUAUCAAUACAAGAUUACACGCGACCAACUCAAAACCAUGCACAUUCUCCUUAUUCAAUUUGGUGUCGAGUACGAGCGAUUAUAUGUACAGCCUCCUGAGGUUGAGCGAUGGAAUAUGGAACAGUCAAUUGGUAAUCUUACUGAAGAAAUUGGUCAAGACUCUAAUCCUUACAAGAAUUUAUCUGAGCGAUGUCUUCCUGCUGUUCCCGCUCUAGACAGUGAUCAUGACUUAGAAAGAAAGACACCGCGGGGAGGACUUGACCUUGGGAACAAUUUCAUCCUUCUUUGCAAAAAGGACCGAAGCCCUCGUGAACUGGAAGUGCAUGAAAUGACCGCACUUCAGGCAUAUGUUCAUGACAGUGUUCCUGCUCACCUAAUUCCCAAUGAUUGGAAGGCUCGACUGCGCCUUCCUACAGGACAGAUAGCGUGUUCUAUGUGGAGAGAAUCCUUAAAGGAUCAAAAGAAAAUAAGGCGGGCACGAGAUGUUAAGCUUAAUUGCAAUGGCAAACUUGAGUUUGCGGAAGUCCAUUUCUUCUUCCAUCUGGCUAUCACCGAAAAUGACACACGUACACUGGCAAUGGUUACACUUUAUACCAAACCUAAUCCUUUACUUCUACAUUUGUCUUCUAGUGCGCUAUGGUCAUGCAAACAUGGCGAUGUUGAUGCCACAAGGGUAGUAAAUGUCACGGAAAUUGAGGCAGUAAUAGCAAUGGUCCUGCAUUCAACGGAGUUUUUGGGAGAGGAUUGGAAAGACUGUGUAUUUGUUGUUGAGAAACCAGGUUUAGAUGUUGCAAGGAUGAGUGGAUUUGUCGAGGACAAAGAUCCAGAGGAUAAUGAGGGUGAGGAUGAGUGA
Molecule: messenger RNA, 2385 nt
Organism: Lentinula edodes (shiitake mushroom)
Lineage: Eukaryota; Fungi; Basidiomycota; Agaricomycetes; Agaricales; Omphalotaceae
Exons: 14
Coding region: 1-2385 (794 amino acids)
Source: RefSeq, a predicted model, not a curated record